AUCCUACCCUACCCUACCCGGGUACCCCACCCCCCAUUAUCCUACCCUAUCCUACCAUACCCGGGUACCCCACCCCCCAUUAUCCUACCCUAUCCUACCAUACCCGGAUACCCAACCCCCCAUUAUCCUACCCUACCCUACCCGGGUACCUGCUGUAGGUCUCAAGAGAGAGGUACAAAAUGUACGAUUGGGACUAGUUUGACCAUAGCCCAAGCAACAUGCACUUGGAUACACAUAUAGAACAAUCUGGUCAAACUGACAAAGUUCAAGAAUAAUAUUGUAAGAACAUUCGUAGAAGAAAUGUAAAACAUGUUUUAUGUUAAUUGUCUUCAGAUGAUUGGUGGUAAUGUCUCCUACUGUGGCGCCACCUUGAUGGGUGGUAAUGUCUCCUACUGUGGCGCCACCAUGAUGGGUGGUAAUGUCUCCUACUGAGGCGCCACCGUGAUGGGUGGUAAUGUCUCCUACUGUGGCGCCACCGUGAUGGGUGGUAAUGUCUCCUACUGUGGCGCCACCAUGAUGGGUGGUAAUGUCUCCUACUGUGGCGCCACCCUGCUGGGUGGUAAUGUCUCCUACUGUGGCGCCACCCUGAUGGGUGGUAAUGUCUCCUACUGUGGCGCCACCCUGCUGGAUGGUAAUGUCUCCUACUGUAACGCCACCGUGAUGGGUGGUAAUGUCUCCUACUGUGGUGGCGCCACCAUGCUGAGUGGUAAUGUCUCCUACUGUGGCGCCACCAUGAUGGGUGGUAAUGUCUCCUACUGUGGCGCCACCCUGCUGGGUGGUAAUGUCUCCUACUGUAACGCCACCGUGAUGGGUGGUAAUGUCUCCUACUGUGGCGCCACCCUGCUGGGUGGUAAUGUCUCCUACUGUGGUGGCGCCACCAUGCUGAGUGGUAAUGUCUCCUACUGUGGUGCCACCAUGAUGGGUGGUAAUGUCUCCUACUGAGGCACCACUAUGAUCGGUGGAAAUGUCUGAGACAUUUCCACCAAUCACAAUGGUGUAUCCGUUUCGUGUACAAACAACAAUAUUACAUGGUAAAUAAACAAAUUUAUUCGC
Molecule: messenger RNA, 1053 nt
Organism: Haliotis rufescens (red abalone)
Lineage: Eukaryota; Metazoa; Mollusca; Gastropoda; Lepetellida; Haliotidae
Product: loricrin-like
Exons: 2
Coding region: 445-942 (165 amino acids)
Source: RefSeq, a predicted model, not a curated record